AUGUCGACGAACGCCGUUCCGGAAAUCUUGUGGGCUCAGCGCAGCAGUGCCUCGGUCCCAGAGAAAAAUGUGAUUAUGCUCACCAUCAAUGUGCCCAACAUGACGGCAGAGGCCACCAAGUGUGACCUAACAAACACUGGCUUGCAUUUCGAGUCGACCGUCCAAGGUGACGCCUCUAAGGGUAUCGAGGGUAACAAGUUCACAUUUGACGUCGAAUUUUAUGAGAACAUUGUACCUUCCGAGUCGAAGCAGCAUUUAACAUCAAAAUACCUGUACUUGGUUCUGCGCAAGGAGAAGGCACAAGAUGAAUAUUGGCCACGUCUGACCAAGGACAAGGUUCGGCUACACAAUGUGAAGACAGACUUCGACAAGUGGGUUGAUGAAGAUGAACAAGACGGAGAGAUGAAUGCUGGCGAUGAUGCGGGCUUCGAUCCCAGUAUGCUUGCUGGUGGUGGCGCCGGUGGUAUGGACCUUAACUCCAUCAUGUCAAGUCUUGGGGGUGCCGGCGGCUCGCCUGACUUCGGUGCCAUGGGCGGAGACAUGGAUGCCGGCGAUGAUGAUGAUGACGAGGAUGACAAAGGGUCAGAAGGAAAGAAUCCAAAAGUCGAAGAGACUGCUUGA
Molecule: messenger RNA, 621 nt
Organism: Malassezia globosa CBS 7966
Lineage: Eukaryota; Fungi; Basidiomycota; Malasseziomycetes; Malasseziales; Malasseziaceae
Exons: 1
Coding region: 1-621 (206 amino acids)
Biological process (GO): chaperone-mediated protein complex assembly; protein folding
Cellular component (GO): cytosol; nucleus
Molecular function (GO): Hsp90 protein binding; protein-folding chaperone binding
Source: RefSeq, a predicted model, not a curated record